AUGUCCGAUAUAGAAUAUCUUCCAGAGGAUGACCGCUCUAUGGAGCUGUCUUCCAUUACAGCUAUCUUCCCGGAGAUCGCCGUUGACCCGUCUGUGCCAUUCCGUGCCACUCUCGAUCUGCCCGUCAAACCGGCGACCCCUCUUCGGGUGUGCUUCCAUCAACAACAAGAAGCCGAAUUUCCAAACGGUCCUGACGCCGCCGACAUCUCUCGACACAAAGACAUACAUGUCUUGUCACACCUCCCGCCUCUACGGCUCGAAAUCGACCUUCCCGAUGGCUACCCCGCCGAUCGCUCCCCGGUCAUAAAGCUCAGCACAGACCCGCCAUGGCUUCCCGCGCCGAUCCUCUCUCGACUCGUAGAUGAUGGAAAGCGCCUCUGGGAGGAAUGUGGCCGAAGUCUUGUGAUCUACUCGUACAUCGACCACCUGCAGCAGUUGGCUGACACCGCUUUCGAGAUCGACGACAUCGCAGACGACGGCGUACAACUUCCCAGAUCCCUAAAGGUCGCCAUGCUCGACUUCAAUAACAAGGCUGAGCGCGAGAAAUUUGAACAAGAAACCUUCGAAUGCGGCGUCUGUCUUGAGCCGAAGAAAGGCGCCAAUUGCCACCGUCUCCUGCUCUGCUCGCAUGUUUUCUGCGUCCCAUGUCUCCAGGACUUCUACAACAACUGCAUCACAGAAGGUGAUGUCGAAAGCGUGCGGUGCUUGGCUCCAGACUGCGCGAAGGAACAGGACGCCAGAGCGAAUGCGGACGCCACCACGCCCAGAAAGAAGCCCAAGAAGGUCGACCGCACUCUGAGCCCCAGUGAACUUCUCCAGAUCCCGCUCGAGCAGGAAACCGUCCAGCGAUAUGUCUUCCUGAAACGAAAGAAGAAACUCGAGGCCGACAAGUCAACCAUCUACUGUCCGCGAAAAUGGUGCCAGGGCGCCGCUCGCUCCAAGAAACACCCCAAACCCACGGACCCGAUGAAUGACGACCUCGACGCCUCUGACUCUGAGGAGGAAGGCUGGGUGUUCGACCCGCUCGGUGACGAGGGCCAGCUCCCACCCAUGGCAGACCGCGUCGCCAUCUGUGAGGACUGCAACUACGCCUUCUGCUGCGUGUGCAAGAAGGGUUGGCAUGGCGAGCUCGUACGUUGCUUCCCCCGCCGCGAGGCAGAGCUGUCGGCAGAGGAAAAGGCUACCGAGGAGUAUCUUCGACUGUACACCUCUCCAUGUCCGACAUGCAACGCCCCCUGCCAGAAACGUAUGGGCUGCAACCAUAUGAAGUGCUUCAAAUGCGACACGCAUUUUUGCUACCUGUGUUCCAGCUGGCUGUGCGAGGACAAUCCCUAUCGCCACUUCAACGAUAUCAGCAGCUCUUGCUUCAAUCGAUUGUGGGACAUGGAAGGCGGCGACGGCAUCAACCCCGACGGCGCAGAGGCCCUCCAUCAGAUCCCCGACGAGCUGCUGUUCGAUGAGAGCAGUGAUGACGAGGACCAGCCCGCGUGGGACUUUGAUGAUGACAUCGACGACCUCCCCGCGCAACCAGCACGACGACCGCCCCCGCCGGCACCAGCUCCCCCAAGAGUCCGCGAGGGCGGUGGCAAUCCUGGCAACCGUGCGGGGCGAGGAGUCAAUGCGAAUGGUCUCGAUGCGGCAGGCCGUGCUGCGGAGGCCGAACGUCAGGCCCAGGCGCGCGCGAUAGCUGAAGUACGCGGUCGUCCGAUGCCAGGACGGGCAGGUCAACCUGUCAACGGCAACGGACCGAUCCAUCGUCCGGGACUUCAAAGAUUCUUGGAUUUGGUCAUGAAUGACCGGGAAGAUGAAUGGGAUAGUGACGAACUCGAUGAUGAUUUCUAA
Molecule: messenger RNA, 1842 nt
Organism: Aspergillus terreus NIH2624
Lineage: Eukaryota; Fungi; Ascomycota; Eurotiomycetes; Eurotiales; Aspergillaceae
Product: RBR-type E3 ubiquitin transferase
Exons: 2
Coding region: 1-1842 (613 amino acids)
Biological process (GO): ubiquitin-dependent protein catabolic process; positive regulation of proteasomal ubiquitin-dependent protein catabolic process; protein polyubiquitination
Cellular component (GO): cytoplasm; ubiquitin ligase complex
Molecular function (GO): zinc ion binding; ubiquitin protein ligase activity; ubiquitin conjugating enzyme binding
Source: RefSeq, a predicted model, not a curated record